Colossoma macropomum (tambaqui) is the source of this 4051-nucleotide messenger RNA. RefSeq names its product popeye domain containing 2 (gene popdc2). Gene Ontology annotation, molecular function: cAMP binding. The record is from RefSeq and is a predicted model, not a curated record. The coding region runs from base 1214 to 2335 and encodes 373 amino acids. Lineage: Eukaryota; Metazoa; Chordata; Actinopteri; Characiformes; Serrasalmidae. Gene Ontology annotation, cellular component: sarcolemma. The transcript has 4 exons.
GUACUUAGAAAAAGAACAGAAAACCUGCUUAAGAGCACACGUACAGUAGAAGCUGAUGAACAGAUGCCUGUUUUAAGUCAAUUUUCUUUUCUGUUCUAAAGGAAAUUAUUGUUUGUGGUCAUCAGUUGUAUACCACAAAUGUGGCAGAUAGCAAUUAAGUUGAAAAACACUGGAAUAUUCUUUAAUCACACAUUAAAAAUAGGAGCAAUAGAUGUUACAUUGAUGUAAUACUAUCUAAAAUAAUUUGAAAUCACCUUGUUUUCACACAGUUACACAUUCCACAUUAUAAAACACCACACUGUGUGGACAUGGCUUGUAUUGCAUGUUUCCCACACUACAACUAAGACAGCAGAGGUUUGAUUAUCUGAACAUCAUAGCAAGCUACUAAACCCCUGCUGAGGAGUAAAAUGGUGCAGCCCUCUGAUAGUAGCUGUUGGGCCAAGAUAUGAGAAGGGAGUGUCAGAGAGAGGGCAGUAAACAGUGUAACAUGACCUCUGUAAAACUACCCAUAUCACAGUCUCCAUGCCAAGAUUCUGCCCUUACACUGCCCAAAUGUGCCGAGAAGAAAACCUUUUUGUGAGUGAAAGACUCAAAUCUGGUGAAACCUGCUGCAACUUUGAAAAAUUUGUGUGGCACUCUUGGAAACUUUUCCUGCUGUCACUUGUUAUCGUCCCUCGUCUCUCUCCCUGCUCUGGUGUGUUAUGUUAAGUAGCUGCUCUGCUUUCUGUCUCUGGCUCUUUCCUCCUUGGGUUUCAAUUCCAAACAUGGUUAUCCUACUAGAGGUGUCUCACCCCCCUCUCCCCCCAGCUCUCUUGCCCUGUGUUGCCAGCAGUGCUCAGUCCACUGUAGAAGAGACACGGCAGAGAGACAGAAGGAGGACAUAGUAGGAGAUAUAGUGAAAAUUAUAAAGGUGGAGAGGGUGCAAGAAAGAUGGAGAAGCUCAGAGAAUGAAAGCAGCUACAUUCCAGUUGUGUUUUUGAUUGUGGAUAAAGGGAAUAAGGAGCAAAAAGUUCCUUCUCUGUGAACAAGAAGGCAUAAGGAAACAAUCCUUUGACCUGUAUUUGAUUUUGCAUUCUUUGCAAACGCCUUGGCUUUACUUAAAGGGGUUUUUCCAGGAUGCAGCAAACAAGAGCAGUCAUCUGAAGACCUGUUUUGGAGUCAUACUGAGUGAAGCUCUCGUGACUGGAUGUUCUGAGAGCACAGCAUACGCAAAAUGAGUGACGACAACUUAACCGUGUUCGAUACCAUAAUCUAUGGUCACCCACCAUGUGAAGGAUGGUCCAACAGCACAGAAGGUGCCAUGUACCACCUGGGUAACACUAUCCUGUUUUUGGGGUACAUGGGUGGAAGUGGAGCUUAUGGAGCACUUUACAUUUUCAGUUUCCUGGCUCCUGCUUUCCUCUGUCUAGCCCUGUGGGGCUGGAUGUCAGUGUGUGGCCUUGAUGUCUUCAUCUGGAACCUGGUGCUGAUGCUGCAGUGCCUGGUCCAGGUGUGCCACCUGAUAUUUCGGCUGAUGCAGGAUGGUUUGGCCAGCGAGGAGCUUUCUGCCCUCUACUCUGCAGUCUAUCUGCCACUGGAUGUGCCUGUGCAGGUGUUCAAAGAGAUAACUGCGGGCUGUGAGAACAAAGUGCUCUCUCUGGAGGCUGAAGAGACCUACGCUGUAGAGGGAAAAACACCUAUUGACCAGCUCUCCUUUCUGCUCUCUGGAAGGAUUCGAGUGUCUUUAGAAGGGCAGUUCCUUCAUUACAUCUUCCCUCACCAGUUCCUUGAUUCUCCAGAGUGGGAAUCCCUCAGACCAACAGAGGAGGGGAAUUUCCAGGUGACCCUGACUGCAGAGACAAAUUGCCGUUACAUCUCCUGGCGUCGGCGGCGCCUUUAUCUCCUUCUGUCUAAGGAUCGCUACAUCGCUCGUCUCUUCUCGGUAAUGCUGGGUAGUGAUAUUGCAGACAAGCUGUACUCACUCAACGACAAACUCUUUGCCAAGAGUGGUGUACGUCUCGACAUCCGCCUGCCGAGCCUCUACCAUGUUCUUGCACCCUCUCCGCCAAGCAGUGAGAGGGACAGUGCCAGUUCCCCACCCAGGGGGAGCCAUGGGGAUCAGAUGACUGGGACCAUGGAGCCAAUACCUGCCAACCAGCAUGUAGAUGCACCAUCUUCCCAGCAAGGCCAGGAGAAAGACCCGGUGCCCAAACCUCAGGCAUCUCAGCGACAGCCCUGGCCCUCGGACACUGAGAUGCCCUCUGGUGAGGACUCAACCAGCCUAGUCCUGGAGGACUUUGCUGAUAUGAUAGGCUCUCUAGUGGACUAUGGGAGUGAGAGGGAUUAUUUGAAGUAGAAAAUGGGGUGCUGAAGCUAACACACUGGGCCACUUCUUAAGUUACAUAAGGUGAUACUCCUGGAAGGUUUCCACAUCGAUUCCAAAGAGGACGGGCUCCACUGGCUCCCACGGACACCCCGAGGCUCUAAAAAUAGUCUAAUCCAUAAACAAAGCAUACCAUGGUCUGCAGCAGAACUAAAGCCUCACUUAAUCCACUACCAGUGCCUCAUUUCCUCUGUUGUCAUAGGUUAUGUUUAAAUGGGGACAAGUACAAGCACAUUGAAUGGACAGUGCAGGAAGGUUUUAAAAGGAUUUAACUAUUUGAGGAUACUAGUAAAGCAUAAAUAAUCCCUUCUCCUGGUCGAGCUCAACAAAGCCAAAAAGUUUUGUUACAGCCAAUUCCAUAUGCUACCAUUACAGUAUUUUUUGUUAUUGUCAACUAUUUUUGCUCAUUGUUGUUAGGUCUGUAGACACUGUAGCUUUAUUUCACUUGUGAUGUUUCACUUCACAUUACACAUGCUUAGAAGUCACUGUGCUUCUUCCUUUCCUCACAUCACACUGUGUGCUUUUGCAUUUUAUUUACAACAUAUGAUAAAUCAUGAGCGGAAAGCAAACACUACAACAGCAUACACUGACUUACACUGUCUUUAUUUUACCACAUUAAAUCACUGUAUUUUCUUGGGGCCAAUUUUCUUUAAUAAAUACACAUCACAGUCUGCAGUUUCAUUGCCUGCAGUAGAUAAGGCCUUACAUUGCCCCUUGCCAAGAAUUAUGGACACCCUUAAAAAAGACUACCAAGAAAGGCUAUGGAAAAUAUGUUUAUAAAUAAAUAUAUCUUUGUGUUUUAGCAGCUUAAUCUUGUACUGGGAACAUCAGAGAAAUCUAACUUUUCAGUAAAAAAGAAAAUAUUAAAAUAAAACAGAUCUAUGAGUCUUUCUCAAAAGCAUAAUUAUUUCUUUUAACCAUAAAAAUGUAUACCAACAAACUAUUGUUGUCAAACCACAGGUGUAAGCAUGGGGAGUUUGGAAUUUGCCGAACUCGAAACUGGAUCUGGGUUCUAUGGCCAUAGAUGAGAAAAAAUGCAUUUUUGCAACAAAUAUAUGAAGUAAGCUUUGACAUAUAAAGAGUCAAGGUAGAAAAGAAUCUGAUCCCAAAUGAAGUAUGGUGGUGGAUGCAUGAUGCUGUGGAGCUCAGGGUCCCAGGGAAUAUUGUUAAGGAUAUACAACAUCAUCAACCAAAUAUUUAAUACUUGUCUUGGGUAUUUUUUCCUUAUAAAAUUGAUAAAGUGUGUGAUCCAGCUGCUAAACUGUUAAACAAUAAAAAUGGUCUUUUCAUAGCAUUUUUUGCUCAUCUUCACCAGACGUGUCAAUAAUUUGGCACAGUUUUAUACUUUUUAAUUACAGAAUGUUCUGUAGGCACAAUAUAUAGGUUUAAAUAUAGCCACUGUAUAUGGUAUCUCGUUAGAAUAAUCCAAUAUGUAAGAAACAGCUACUGACACAUUAACAGUUAGUGUUCAUGUUAACCAUGUUGCAAUAUUUGAGAUUAAACAGAAGAAACCAACAAAACUGAGCUCCAGUAAUUUACCAGUGGUAAAUGUCCUAAGUACUACUCUGUGAUAUUUAAUUGCAGACAAGCGAUAUUGACAACUAAUGCAUUUGUACAUGGUAUUUCACACAUUAUACAUGUAAAAUAUGAGAUGUUAAUAGAACACUUUAAUAAAUGCUCUUGACAUUA